Molecule: messenger RNA, 1368 nt
Organism: Penicillium cinerascens
Lineage: Eukaryota; Fungi; Ascomycota; Eurotiomycetes; Eurotiales; Aspergillaceae
Product: gamma-tubulin mipA
Exons: 8
Coding region: 1-1368 (455 amino acids)
Biological process (GO): meiotic spindle organization; mitotic spindle organization; microtubule nucleation
Cellular component (GO): centrosome; spindle; cytoplasm
Molecular function (GO): structural constituent of cytoskeleton; GTP binding
Source: RefSeq, a predicted model, not a curated record
AUGCCUAGGGAAAUCAUCACGAUCCAAGCCGGCCAGUGCGGCAACAAUGUUGGUAGCCAGUUUUGGCAGCAGCUGUGCCAGGAGCAUGGAAUCAACCAAGAUGGAAACCUGGAGGAGUUUGCGACCGAGGGUGGAGAUCGUAAAGAUGUCUUCUUCUACCAGAGUGACGACACCCGAUACAUUCCCCGAGCGAUCCUCCUCGACUUAGAACCCAGAGUUCUCAAUAACAUCCAAUCUGGCCCUUACCGAAACAUCUACAACCCCGAGAACUUCUUCGUGGGACAGCAAGGUAUUGGUGCUGGUAACAAUUGGGGUGCCGGCUAUGCGGCGGGAGAAGGUGUGCAGGAGGAGAUUUUCGAUAUGAUCGACCGAGAAGCAGACGGAAGUGAUUCACUAGAGGGAUUCAUGUUAUUACACUCCAUUGCAGGAGGAACAGGUUCGGGAUUGGGCAGUUUUAUUCUGGAGCGCAUGAACGACCGAUUCCCCAAGAAACUCAUCCAGACAUACUCCGUCUUCCCCGACACGCAAUCGGCCGAUGUGGUUGUCAACCCUUACAACAGUCUGCUUGCCAUGCGGCGAUUGACACAAGAUGCCGACUCUGUCGUUGUCCUGGACAAUGGAGCUCUAUCAAGAAUUGUAGCCGAUCGACUUCAUGUUCAAGAGCCCUCUUUCCACCAAACUAACCAACUUGUUUCAACGGUCAUGUCGGCCUCCACAACUACUCUUCGAUACCCCGGCUACAUGCACAAUGACCUGGCAGGAAUCAUUGCCUCGCUGAUCCCUACGCCGCGCAGCCACUUCCUGCUCACCUCUUACACUCCAUUUACGGGUGACAAUAUCGAGCAGGCCAAGACCGUGCGCAAGACAACCGUCUUGGAUGUGAUGCGGCGUCUUUUGCAGCCAAAAAACCGCAUGGUCUCCAUCAACCCGAGCAAGGCCAGCUGCUACAUCAGUAUCCUCAACAUCAUUCAGGGUGAAGCCGAUCCGACCGACGUCCACAAGUCUCUGCUGCGCAUCCGAGAGCGUCGCCUUGCUUCAUUCAUCCCCUGGGGACCUGCCAGCAUUCAGGUGGCGCUCACGAAGAAGUCGCCAUACCUGCAGCACACCCAUCGAGUGAGCGGUCUCAUGUUAGCGAACCAUACCUCUGUCGCAACCCUUUUCAAGCGAAUUCUGCAGCAGUACGACCGUCUGCGCAAGCGCAAUGCAUUCCUAGAGCAGUACAAGAAGGAAGCACCCUUCUCGGACGGCCUAGGUGAAUUCGACGAAGCGCGAGCGGUAGUGAUGGACUUGGUGGGUGAGUACGAGGCCGCCGAGCGAGCCGACUAUCUGGACCCCGGUGCCGGAGAAAGGCAGGAGACCGGGGCAUGA